Messenger RNA from Chanos chanos (milkfish), 2226 nucleotides. It is a transcript of the gene dhx32a, whose product is annotated as DEAH (Asp-Glu-Ala-His) box polypeptide 32a. The transcript has 11 exons. Gene Ontology annotation, cellular component: intracellular anatomical structure; spliceosomal complex. Gene Ontology annotation, molecular function: helicase activity; RNA binding. Bases 1 to 2226 code for a protein of 741 amino acids. NCBI's taxonomy places the organism in Eukaryota, Metazoa, Chordata, Actinopteri, Gonorynchiformes, Chanidae. The record is from RefSeq and is a predicted model, not a curated record.
AUGGCGGGCACUACGUUGUCGGAAGACAAUUUCGUGGAGCAAGAACUGUGCUCUCAGUUAGACGAAGUAUCUGAUGAGGUUUUUGGAUUUGGGGAUGACCUCGAACUUAACCAAUUCGAUGGGCUGCCAUACUCGUCUCGAUAUUACAAACUUUUAAAAGAGAGAAAAACCCUACCUGUCUGGAAAGUUAGGAGUGAAUUUAUGAAAGCUUUGGAUGAAAAUCAGUUUAUCAUCAUCUCUGGAACGGUAAAAUCUGGGAAAAGUACUCAGAUCCCGCAGUGGUGUGCAGAGUUCUGCCUGGCUGAGCAGUACAGACACGGCAUGGUAGUGUGUACUCAGAUCCUCCGCCAGCAGGCAGUGGAUCUGGCACUGCGUGUGGCAGACGAGAUGGACGUGAACAUCGGCCAUGAAGUGGGCUAUAGCAUCCCUCUGGAAACAUGCUGCUCCAGCGACACUGUUCUCAGAUACUGCACAGAUGACGUCUUGCUGCGGGAGAUGAUGUCAGACCCGUUGCUGGAGCACUAUGGGGCGGUCGUCAUUGACCAGGCUCACGAGCGAACGGUUAGCACUGACCUCCUCCUGGGCCUGCUGAGAGAAGUCAUGCUACAGAGGCCAGAGCUCAAGGUGGUAGUGCUCUCUGCCCAACCGUUCUCCAACAAAUUACUCUUACACUACGGAAACGUACCCCAUUUGAGUCUGGAGGCUCUCCAUCCGUCUGAGGUGGUCCACAGCAACAGCAGCCACAAAGAGUGCUUCUACUCAGCACUGAGACUUGUUCUAGAGAUACACCGUACAAAAGAGGCCGGCGAUAUCGCCCUCUUUCUGGCGUCUGAACAGGAAGUUGGCUUUGCCUGCAGCAUUCUGUGUAAAGAGGGGUCUAAGCUUAGUGUUGAACUGGGGGAACUGGUGCCAGUUAUCCUGUGCCCAGGGCAUGCUGGGACAUAUAUGUCACCAACUGAGGAACAACCCAGGAGAAGGAGGGUCUUUCUCUCUUGCAGCCAAUCAGAGGACAUGUUUUGGCCAGUAGACACAGUCAACUUUGUGAUUGACACAGGAGUAGAGAAAAGAUAUGUGUACAAUCCUAGAGUCAGGGCAAACUCUGAAGAGGUCCGGUCCAUCAGUAGAUGUCAGUCAGAUAUCCGUAAGCAACUGACGGGAUCAACAGGGAAGUGUUUUUGCCUGUACCCUGGGGAGAACCAGCUUCCUGGAGAGAUCCCACCCAAGAUCCUGGAGUCCAAUAUCACACCCACAGUGCUCUUUCUGAAGAGGAUGGAGGUGGCAGGGCUUGGUCAGUGUGACUUCAUCGACCGGCCCGAUCCUGAGGGACUGAUGCAGGCUCUGGAGGAGCUGGAUUACCUGGCUGCGUUAGAUGACGAUGGGAAUUUGUCUGAGAUUGGAAUCAUCAUGUCGGAGUUCCCUUUGGACCCCCAGAUGGCCAAGGCACUGUUGGCCUCUUGCGAGUUUGACUGUGUUAGUGAAGUACUGACUAUUGCAGCUAUGCUGGCAGCCCCAAGCUGCUUCCUGGAGCCACCUGUUGGCAUGGCAACAGAAGCUGUGCAGUGCCACAUGAAGCUGCAGCACCCAGAGGGCGACCACUUCACCCUGAUCAAUAUCUACAACGCCUUCAAACGCAGCCAGAAAGAGCCAUACUUCAGCCUGGAGAGGUGGUGUCAGGAUUACUUCCUCUGCUGUGCGGCCCUGCAGACGGCCGACGCCAUACGCUCAGAGCUCAGUGACAUCCUGAGGAGGAUCGAGUUGCCUAUAUCAGAACCAGCCUUCGGCACCAAGACCAACACCCUCAACAUUAAGAGAGCACUGCUGGCUGGGUUUUUCAUGCAGAUUGCCCGAGAUGUAGACGGAUCAGGGAAUUACUUCAUGCUGACAAACAAGCAUGUGGCUCAGAUCCACCCACUCUCCAGUUACGGGCCUAAAUCUCACCAGCUGGGUCUGCCUGAGUGGGUCCUGUACCACGAAUACACCCUGUCAGAGAACAACUGCAUUCGCACCGUCUCUCAGAUCUCCCCCGAGGUGUUCAUUCAAAUGGCACCACAGUAUUUCUUCUACAAUCUGCCCCCUAGUGAGAGUAAGGACAUAUUGCAGCACAUCCUGGACAAUGUUGGUUCAGGGAACUGUAAGAAAAAACCAAAGUCGCAGCAGCCAAUCACAAGUGAGACAAAGAAGGACUGCGGAGAAAGUCAGUCCUCUGACCGAUGUGUGUUGCAGUAA